GGCAAUCUAAGAUGGCGGGCGGCACGGGCUGAGCGGAGUCGGGCGCCGGCUCGGCUUGAAUUUGGAAGCACCACAACCUUCUCUCCCUCCCCGGAAAGUUUUCGUUGGUCUAGAAGACGUCUUAUGGCAUCUAUGGUACUGCUGAUAAUUUGUAAGCUGGACUUGCACAGUGAAAUUGAGCCAUGGUGUCAUGGAAAGGGAUUUAUUUUGUACUUGCACUAUUCUUGGGAAGUUUUUUUGGAAGCAUCUUCAUGCUUGGUCCCCUGUUGCCACUGAUGUAUGUUUCCCCAGCUUGGUAUCGCUGGAUUACUGAUCGUGUUGUGGCCACUUGGCUUACACUUCCAGUGGCCCUGCUGGAGAUGGUGUUUGGGGCAAAGGUAGUUAUAACAGGUGAUGGAUUCAUCCCUGGAGAAAGAAGUGUCAUAAUCAUGAAUCAUCGAACACGAAUGGAUUGGAUGUUCCUAUGGAGCUGCUUGCUGAGAUGUAGCUACCUCCGACUUGAAAAAAUCUGCCUCAAAUCUAGUCUCAAAGGCAUUCCAGGAUUUGGUUGGGCCAUGCAGGUUGCUGCCUUCAUUUUCAUUCAGAGGAAAUGGGAAGAAGACAAACAUCAUUUUGAAAAUAUGCUGGAUUAUUUCUGUGAUAUUCAUGAACCACUACAGCUUCUCAUCUUUCCUGAAGGAACUGAUCUCACAGAUGAAACGAAAGCCCGCAGUGAUACAUUUGCGGAAAAAAAUGGACUUCAGAAGUAUGAAUAUGUCUUGCACCCAAGAACUACAGGCUUCACUUUUAUAGUGGAUCGUUUAAGAGAUGGUAACAACCUUGAUGCUAUUCAUGACAUAACAGUGGCAUAUCCUCAAAACAUUCCACAAACCGAGAAGCAUCUCCUAUAUGGAAAUUUCCCCAAGGAAAUUCAUUUUCAUGUCUGCAGAUACCCUGUAGAGUUCCUGCCAGCCUCUCGGGAAGACUUGCAAAUCUGGUGUCAGAAGCGCUGGGAAGAAAAAGAAAAAAGGCUCCGCCAGUUCUAUGAAGGCAAAAAGUACUUUGAUGUGACAGGGAGAAGCAAAAUCCCACCUUGUAAAUCUGAGCUCAGGGUCAUGAUUGUUAAGUGCUUUUCCCUCUUGUACUGGACAUCUUUCACACUCUCUGGGUUUGCACUGUUAUACAUGUACAACUUUGUACGGUGGUAUUUUGUGAUUGUGGUUGUCAUUUUUACUGUGCAACAAAAACUGUUUGGUGGGCUUGAAUUGGUGGAACUUGCAUGUCAUCAAUUUUUUAAUAGACGUAGAUUACUCAGCUAAAACAGAUGUUAAAUUUAUCUGAUGCGUGUACUGGUUGGAUGGGUGAUGUUUAUGAGCACUUUUCGGAUGUGCCAUAAACUUUUCGUAGUGGAAGGAAAUUUUGCAUGAGAAUUAAUUUUUCUUAAUGCUGUUUUGGUUAAUGCACUGUACUCUUAUUGUAAAGGACAAAAGUUCAUAUUGAAUUUUUAAUUUUUGAAUGUAUCAAUGUUCCUCUUGCAGCUAGCAUCUGCAACAUCACUGGAAAAGCAUUUGCUGACCAAUCAAAGUUUAUAUCCAUUGAAUUGUUUAAAUACAUAGCUCUAAAUUGCUGGGCAAAUUAGGGAGCUAAAAGUCAUGGACUGUGAUUCUUAUACUGCCUUGCUAUAAAUAAAGUGUGAGAUUUGAAAGUCCCAGCUUAUUACAUGAUUAAUAGUUCACUGUCUUCAUUUCUGUACCUUUAUCCCGUACACAGAGAUAAUGGAUGAUGCAGUUACUCUCAUCAGAAUCAGCAAAUGUUCUGGUCUACUGAAAGAGAAAACAAAACCCAGGACCCAGAGCUGGAUGAAUGCAGAUAGUCUAUUUUGACAUGCUGUUGUGUCACAACUGAACUAUUAUAACUCACCCUAUUUUGGAAAAAAAAUAAUAAUCCAAAAGUUAGUAGGGCUUACCUCUAAGUAAACAUGCUGGUAAAGGUAACUAAGCUGGUCACUGCUGUCUUUGCAAAUACUAGAUCACCUUCAGGAUCCCCUCCCUGUGAAUUUCAUAUGCUGAGAUCACAGUCCAUCUCAACUUCAGGUUUAGGCUGCCUUGCAGACCUAACUGCUAAAUGCUCAGGCAAAACAAAAUAAAACUGGGGGAAGCAUUAAAAUUAAUUUUUCCAUGAUAUAACAAUAGAAAUAAUGUUAAAAAUUGCCCCAUUGGAACUAUUAAUAUAAGAAACAUUAAGAUUUUUCUAUUAACAUUCAUCUCCUUUCUGAAAAUCUGAAUUAGAAGAAUAUCUUUUGCAUGGAAACUGGAGGACAUUUGUGAAAUGAGCCCAUGCUUGACCAUAAGCAGACCCCACAUGCUCCUACUCCACAUAAUGAGCUAGAUAUUUGCUUUGAAAUUUCCUAGUUGAACCUUUUUUUUCUUUCUGUGGCUGAAUAUCUUCCCUCCAGCUCUUUUUCAUGGAAUUAGGGUGAAUUCUUGAACUGGCUGCAGUUCCUCACUGCAUCUUUACACUUGACACAACAGGCCAGGACAUUUCUCUUCCCUGCACUGAAUGUUAGUAAUACCAGAGCGAUAAGGUAGCACAUGAAGUAUAUGUUCAUCAUAUUAAACGGCAUAGCUACUUCCAGAUCUUUUUCAGCCCCUGUUGCAGCUACAGUAACUUUUCAUACAACCAUUUUAUAAAUAAACUGUAUUAAGAGCUGCUUGCAUAUGAAAGGUCUAUAAACUGGUCUUAGAUUUCCAAUGUUAUCAGAAUGUCUAUGUUUUAGCCAUAAAAACAUAUUUACUCUAGAGCAACAAUAAAGAAUUUAAAAUGCAAA
Molecule: messenger RNA, 2806 nt
Organism: Candoia aspera
Lineage: Eukaryota; Metazoa; Chordata; Lepidosauria; Squamata; Candoiidae
Gene: LCLAT1
Product: lysocardiolipin acyltransferase 1
Exons: 7
Coding region: 183-1298 (371 amino acids)
Biological process (GO): phosphatidylinositol acyl-chain remodeling
Cellular component (GO): endoplasmic reticulum; endomembrane system
Molecular function (GO): acyltransferase activity
Source: RefSeq, a predicted model, not a curated record